AUGAUGCGACUCCUACUCGCCGCACUCGCGGCCAUCCACCUCGUCACAGCCCAACGCAUCGGCACCCCGGAGGUCCACCCACAACUCCAAACAUGGAAAUGCACCAACUCAACCGGUUGCACGGCCCAAAAUACCUCCGUCGUGCUCGACGCCCUCUCCCACCCGCUCCACGCAAUCGGGAACAGCAGCAUCUCCUGCAGCGACUGGAGCAGCGGGCUAAGCAAAGAGCUCUGCAGCACGAAAGAAUCCUGUGCAAAGAACUGCGUCCUCGACGGCGCAGACUACACCUCCCACGGCGUCCAAACAAAAGGAGGCAGUCUAAUUCUGCACCAGUACCAAAAAUCCAAUGGCGCCGUGUCGGCCGUCUCGCCGCGCGUCUACCUGCUCGACGAAUCGGGCAAGAACUACGAUAUGCUCCGGCUGCUCAAUCAGGAGAUUAGCUUUGAUGUCGAGCUCUCGUCGCUUGUGUGCGGCAUGAAUGGUGCCCUGUAUCUGUCCGAGAUGCUCCAGUCUGGUGGACGGGGUAGGCUCAAUCCUGCGGGCGCGGAGUACGGGACUGGAUACUGCGAUGCGCAGUGUGGGACCAGCCCGUGGAUCAAUGGGGUUGCGAAUACGGAGUCGCGCGGCUCGUGCUGUAGUGAGAUGGAUCUUUGGGAGGCGAAUGCGCGAUCUACAGCGCUGACGCCGCAUGCUUGCAAUAUCACUCGGUUGUAUGCGUGCACUGGUGAUGAUUGUGGGAGUAAUGGGGUGUGUGAUAAGUCGGGGUGCGGAUUCAAUCCGUAUGCGCUUGGGGAGAAAGAUUACUAUGGGUAUAACAUGACGGUCGACACGACAAAGCGUUUUACGGUUGUCACUCAGUUCGUGACGGAUGACCACACGGCACGUGGGAGGUUGUCUGAGAUUAGACGACUGUAUGUGCAGGGUGGGAAGGUCAUUCAGAAUGCUGUGGCGAAGGUAUCUGGUACCGAGAUUGAUUCCAUCACUGAAGGGCUUUGCGAAAGCUCUGCUGGUUACUUCCAAAAGAUGGGAGGGUUGAAGCAGAUGGGGAAUGCGCUUCGGCGGGGCAUGGUGUUGAUUUUCAGCGUUUGGAAUGACUCGAGUCAGUUUAUGAAUUGGUUGGAUAGUGGGAGUGCGGGACCUUGUAAUAGUACCGAGGGUAACCCGGAUAUUAUCCAGGCGCAGCAUCCGGAGACUUCGGUGACUUUUUCCAAUAUUCGUUGGGGUGAUAUUGGAUCUACUUAUACCUAUGCCCAGAAGUAG
Molecule: messenger RNA, 1260 nt
Organism: Penicillium argentinense
Lineage: Eukaryota; Fungi; Ascomycota; Eurotiomycetes; Eurotiales; Aspergillaceae
Product: glycoside hydrolase family 7 protein
Exons: 1
Coding region: 1-1260 (419 amino acids)
Biological process (GO): carbohydrate metabolic process
Molecular function (GO): hydrolase activity, hydrolyzing O-glycosyl compounds
Source: RefSeq, a predicted model, not a curated record